Messenger RNA from Choloepus didactylus (southern two-toed sloth), 4214 nucleotides. It is a transcript of the gene ZFP90, whose product is annotated as ZFP90 zinc finger protein. Lineage: Eukaryota; Metazoa; Chordata; Mammalia; Pilosa; Megalonychidae. Gene Ontology annotation, molecular function: RNA polymerase II cis-regulatory region sequence-specific DNA binding; DNA-binding transcription activator activity, RNA polymerase II-specific. The coding region runs from base 193 to 2106 and encodes 637 amino acids. The transcript is spliced from 5 exons. The record is from RefSeq and is a predicted model, not a curated record. Gene Ontology annotation, biological process: regulation of transcription by RNA polymerase II. Gene Ontology annotation, cellular component: nucleus.
GCUGCGGCCAUUGUCCGGCCCCGGUGCGGCUCGGGCCGCUUUGGGCGGUCCCACUGUUAGGCAGAAUCGGAGAGGACGGAGCUUGGAGCUGGGGCGGGAGGAGCGGGCCCGAGGCCCUGAGUGGGCCGGAGGUCAAGAAAUCCAGAGCCUCCAGAAGUUCCUGUCCAGGAGCGGGGCUCCAAAGAGGCGGGAAUGGUUCCAAGGCCGCCGACCGGCGCGCCCCAGGAAUUAGUGACAUUCAAAGAUGUGGCUGUGGACUUCACCCAGGAAGAAUGGCUCCACGUGGACCCUGCUCAGAGGAGCUUGUACAGGGAUGUCAUGCUGGAGAACUACAGCCACCUGGUUUCACUUGGAUAUCAAGUUUCCAAGCCAGAGGUGAUCUUCAAAUUGGAGCAAGGAGAAGAGCCAUGGAUAUCAGAAGGAGAAAUCCAAAGACCUUUCUGUCCAGACUGGGAGACCAGGCCUGGAGCCAAAUCAUCAAAUCUGCAGCAGGGCAUAUCUGAAGUGUGCCAUAGCACAGAUGAUUUCUCACAUGCCGCAUUAGAAGAUGUCUGGAAUGUUAGUAGUCAACUAGAGAGGCACCAGGAAAAUUGGAAGAGACUUCUGGGGCCAGAUGCUUCUGCUAACACCCAGAAGAAAAUAAUCACACCAGAGGAAAGUUUUGAGCAGAAAAAAUUUGGUGAACACUCUAGAUUGAGCACAGAUCUGGUUACACAAGUGAAUAUUCCUUCAACAAUAAGACCUAAUGAAUGUGAUAUAGUUGGAAACAAUUUGGGACAUAAUUCAGACUUACUUAGUCAGAGUGAUAUCCUUGCAAAAAAGAAACCCUAUAAGUGUAAUAAAUGUAGAAAAGCUUUUAUUCAUAGAUCAUCACUUAGUAAACAUGAGAAAACUCAUAAAGGAGAGGGAUUCCCCAAUGGUACAGAUCAGGGAAUUUGUCCUGGAAAGAAACACCAUCAGUGUACCGACUGUGGGAAAACCUUUCUCUGGAAGACACAGCUUACUGAGCACCAGAGAAUUCACACUGGGGAGAAACCCUUUGAAUGUAAUGUGUGUGGAAAGGCCUUCAGGCAUAGCUCAUCCCUUGGUCAACAUGAGAAUGCUCAUACCGGAGAGAAACCCUAUCAGUGUAGUCUCUGUGGGAAAGCCUUUCAGCGCAGCUCCUCCCUUGUUCAACACCAGAGAAUUCACACUGGAGAAAAACCCUACCGAUGUAAUUUAUGUGGGCGGUCCUUUAGGCAUGGCACAUCCCUGACUCAACAUGAGGUCACGCAUAGUGGAGAGAAACCAUUCCAGUGCAAGGAGUGUGGGAAAGCUUUUAGUCGAUGUUCUUCCCUUGUCCAGCAUGAGAGGACUCAUACUGGAGAGAAACCUUUUGAAUGUAGCAUAUGUGGGAGGGCUUUUGGUCAGAGCCCAUCCCUCUAUAAACAUAUGAGGAUUCAUAAAAGAGGCAAGCCUUACCAAAGUAAUAAUUACAGCAUAGACUUCAAGCACAGCUCAUCUCUUACUCAAGAUGAAAGCACUCUCACUGAAGUAAAGCCCUAUCAUUGUAAGGACUGUGGGGAAGACUUCAGUAACAUUACAGACUUUACUGACCAUCAGAGGAUCCAUACUGGAGAGAACACCUAUGAUUCUGAGCAGGCCUUUAGUCAGCAACCUAUUUCUCAUGCUGGAGAGAAACCUUAUCAUUGUAAUGUGUGUGGAAAAGCUUUCAAAAGGAGUACAAGUUUCAUAGAGCAUCACAGAAUUCAUACUGGAGAAAAGCCCUAUGAAUGUAAUGAAUGUGGAGAAGCCUUCAGUAGACGCUCAUCACUUACUCAGCAUGAGAGAACCCACACUGGAGAGAAACCCUAUGAAUGUAUUGAUUGUGGAAAAGCCUUCAGUCAAAGUUCAUCCCUUAUUCAGCAUGAGAGAACUCAUACUGGAGAGAAACCCUAUGAAUGUAAUGAAUGUGGGCGAGCCUUCCGAAAGAAAACCAACCUGCAUGAUCAUCAGAGAAUUCAUACUGGAGAAAAACCCUAUGUUUGUAAGGAAUGUGGGAAAAACUUCAGUCGAAGCUCAGCUCUUACUAAACACCAGAGAAUUCAUACUAGAAAUAAACUCUAAGAAUCCUAAAAUUAAGGAAUGUGCAGAAACUUUUAGCUAAAAUAUUGUUUUAUCUCCUGCAUUCUUACUGGAGAGAAAACUUGAGAAUGUAAUGAAUUAUGUGUGUGUUUUGUAUGUUACAUGUGGAGAAAACUCUGUGCCAGUAGGCAAAAUGUUUUUUUAAUACAUAAAAGCCACAUUCUCAGAUCUCAUUACAGACUUUAGUAAAAAAAAACUUCUGGAAAUAUCACAUAUAACCAGUUGGAGUUGAUUCACCUAUAUAUUGGACAUUAUGUAACUUUUAAAUAUACAUAUGCAGGGGGUUCCCAGCUUUUAACACCUUGACUUGUAUCCUCCACUGUUUACAGCCAUUUAAUAAAUAAAACUCCUGCAGUCAUGACCUCAUUUUUAAAACCACUUAACAACUGCAUCCAACUGCAGCUCUUAUACUAAAUUCACCAUGGAAACCAAUUUCACCUCCAGAAAUUUCACCAUUCAAAGAAUUAGAUCAGCUAGUCCAACCACUUCAUUGUACAGAUGAAGAAACUGAAAGCCAAAGAUGUGAAGUGGUUUGUACAGUGAUACAGCUUAUAAUGGCAAAGCUGGGUGGAGAAUGCAGGUGUCCUGGAUCUUUGGCUCCCAUGAUUUUACCACUAAAAAGGUAUUUUGGGAUUCUGAGGGAUCUAAAAUAAAUCUUAAAUCAGUUGCACAAGCAUAAUGAGCACCCCUGAGUUGGACACUUUGGGGAUUCAUGAAAGUGUAAAAAGUGAAACACAUACAAAUUUGUUACAGACUUGUUUAAAGCAACUUGUUGGAAGCUUACAAACCAAAAUGGUACAGACUUUAAAUGGUUAAACUACUGGUUACUGUUUUCCUUUUCCCAAUUUUAAUAAUUGCACAGUUAAGUCCCCUUUUUGUGCUUUUCAUAAAUUAUUCCCAUGAAAUAGCACUGCCCAAGCUUCCUAUAUCAGAUCUUCGGGAAAACAACACAAAACUAAGGGAAAAUGAGAAUUUUACCCAACAGUAAUUUUACUUUGGAGAAGCAUAAAUCCAGUUACCUGCUAACAUGAAUUUUGUCUUGAUUCACUUUGAAGAAAGAGUAAUUGGUUCAUGUGUGCUAAGGAAGUAUUUCACCAAAAAAAAAAACAGAACCUUUUAGAUCCAUGGUGCUUUUCCAUCAGUGAAACAUGAGCUAAACUUCAGUGUCCCACUCUGGCCCUUAUUAUUUCCCUGACACCUGAGGGCUUUCCUAAAGGAAUUUCCAGAACCUUUGUUCGUUCAUUGGCACCAAAAGUGCAGACAAAUUUUGAAGCAACUGUGGACGUUGAUGCCUUUCACAGAAGCACCACAUCCCCUUAAGAUACGGAAAUUUUCCCAGCCAUAAUGAUGAAUUGUGGAGAAUGGUGAUGCAGGUGGUGUUGAUCAUGAACUUCCCCUCCUGGCUUCUUUGCAUGCCAGAUAGCAGGCCCCCUGGCCCUUCUCUCAUCCUGGACAGCAUGAGGCAGCUCCCAAGCAUUCUUUGUCAUUCUUUGCAGAGAAGUUGUGUAUGUGGCUGAAAUGUGGGAUGGCUAGCCCAGUCUACCACCUGUGAAACCAGGUGUACUCUGUGGUAGAUCUGCCCUUCCAAGAUGUUUACCAUUCAGGAAACCUUAUGAGGCUUCAUGCUUGGCACACACACAGUGCCAAAGCCAUGCUUGUAUUGUCUGAUACACAGCUUGGCAAUGGGUAAUUCUACCCAGACUCUCCCCUUCUGAUUGGCUAGGAUGCGUCAGGAACUCAUGUUGCUGAUGAUUAUUUGGGGAUCUCCAAAGUAAGCUGUUUGCAGAAAUGGCAUGAAUUGUAACCAUUAAGUACUGCCCCAAUGUUAUAGAAGUUUAUAAAGAGUUUCAGAAGACAGAGAGACCACUGGUUUGUGUGUGGAGCCUGGCCUAAAUUCAACCAAUCUGGACCUCAGUACAUCUUCCUUGAAAGGAGAGAUGAAUGUGUGGCUGAUUGAGCAGAGGACUUUCCUAGGCCCAGUAACCACACGCCAUGUGCUUAUGAACACCCAGCUUUUUAGGACCACAUCAAAUGUAUCCUUGUAACAUUUUUGUAUUAUUUCAAUAAAUAGCCUUUUUGGUUGAAUGGGA